ACAAAGAAAAUAACCGACCUACGAACACCGAUCCGAACCGACCGUUGUGCACCCGCUAAAGCCGGUAGAAAAAUCAAGAGUUGGACUAUCUGGACGAACAAUAAUCUAGGACCCCUUAGUCAAACUGGUUGUCGCCCUAGGAUCCGCAUCAUUCUUGUGGUAGAAUCCUCUUCGACUCGCAGGUAUCUGAAGUUUCUAACACUUCCAGGAUUUGAGAGCGGGAAACUUCCUUUAUACUAAGAAGAAGACUGUAACUUUAAGCAACAAUGAAAGCUGAAAAGAUGUGUGAUUCUUCCAUCUCUUCUGCCCAUCAUCCUCUCGUUCUUCGCCUUCAUGAAACCCUAACUAAUUGCUCCAAAAUCCUCGCUGAAACCGGAGAUAUCCCUAAAUCAGUUGCGAAUGUUGUUGGAUUUCUUAAUUAUAUUUUGGACGAUGUUGUAUCCGAUCCGGAGAAUGAAUCUUUCAAGGAAAACACACUUUUGGUUCUCACAGAGCUCAAUCUUUGUAUUUCUUCGCCUUCUUUGGAUGAGACAGUCCUCGAUGCACUUUCUUUUGAGCUUCCAGAGGUGGUUGCACAGUUUGCGUUCAUUUCAGAUAAGUGUAGAGAAAUGGUGGAAAGUGUUACCAAUCACAUAGUAUUGACUUCUAAUCCUCGUGAUAUGCUUGCGAUUCUAUGCGAGGCACUAGACUCCCAUUGUAAGGUGUUCCAGGAACCUGUUUAUUUCACUCCUCUUUUGAGUGGGCUUGCAAGAGUAUUUCGUCGCAUUGAAAGGCGCAAAUUUGAGCAGAUAAAAGUGGCACUGCCCGUGGUCCUCAAUGUUCUAAAAUCUGUGGUUGCUGAGUCUGAUAAUGAAAAAGAUGGUCAAUUUGAGGAGUUGUUUGCCAGAGUGUUAAACAUUGCCACCUCAAUGCAAGAAGUUUCCCAACAGAUGGAGGCCAAAGAUAAAGAGAAGCUCAAAUCUCUGCUUGGCUUAUUUGUCCUGGAGAUGAUGGCAAUUUCACAUAUUCUGGCUGGUGUAGAAUUAAACUGCAUUUCAUUGGUUGUACAACUGUCACGUUUCCUUCCUUUAUGUGGUUUUCCAUAUAUUGGUCUUAUAACUGGAUCUGUUCUCGUAAAUGUUACCAGCAUCGUUUGUGGAGAGGAUGAUGACAAUUAUAUGAAAUCUUUCCCCCUCAUCAAGCAAGGAGCAUCUAUUUCAGUCAUUUGGGCCCAUAUAUCUGAUGAGGUUGGGACAGCUGCUGAAGAGGAUCUGUCUGUUAUCAAGCAUAAGCUUCAGAGUAGCAGAACCAAGAGGUGGCAAGCUGUAGGCAUGCUAAAGUAUCUGCUCUCAUCAACUGAUCAGCCAUGCGAAGUAAAGAACCAUGCGAUCGAGUUCUUAUUGAGUAUUUUCAAUGGAAAAGCCUCUGAAAUAUGUAACGACGAAGAGGAAGAAUGUUCUUCCUACACUCCCAGUCUUUUGGCUGCUCUACAGGCUAUCCAGAGAGUCAUCAUAUUUACCUCAGGAGCACUGGUACGGAAUAAAGCCUUUUCUGCUUUUAAAAUGGUACUUGCUGAUAUUCCCAGUGAUCAAAGGUUUGACAUCAUAAAGGCUCUGAUCAUACUCAACACCAACGCCCCUUCCAUGAUUGGACUUCUUCUGGGUCUUGUUAAAGAGAUGGUAUACGAAGAUUAUCAAUUAGUGAGAGAAGCAGAAAAAAAACACCUUAAAUUUCCUUUUUGGAACUUUAAUGUCCUUGAAUUGUUGGAGUUGGUCUUAAGACCUCCAAAGGGAGGGCCUCCAUCCCUUCCUGAGCAGAACGAUGCGGUCUCAGCUGCUCUCACUGUGUACAGAUUUCUUCUGAUGAUUGCAUCAAAAGCGUUGCAGGUGGUCAGCACGUGCGUUUCCAGUGAUAAAGGAAAGAGAUAAAUCCACUCGGUGACGUUCCCGUAGGGAAAUUUUUUCCCAUCAUCUCCUUUUUAUUUCCACUUUUUUUUUUCUUCUUCAAUAAUAGCGAAACAAAAAGCACUUGCAUUUCCCCCUGGUUAUUUCUGAUAAAGGAAAAACAUUACAGACUAGAUAGGGAAGCAGCCAUCCAUGAUCGGAUCCUGAAUUGGUCUUCCUCUAUUUGCCAAGUAGGCUAAGUCACGGUGUUUUUUGGAAUGUAAAUCCUUACACGAAACAUUACUGAAACUAUGAAAUAAACUCAAAAGAUUGUCCAGAGCUAGGUUUCUCCUCCAAUUAGUAGUUCUUCUGAAACCUUGCAGAUCUUGGAGUUGUUUCCCAGUAAGUUAAACUCCUUGCAGUUGAGAAAAGAAGCCCAUUCAAGUGUCUGAGUUGCCGCUAUGCAGUCCCCCUUCCUCUUUGCUAAGAGCUCUGACAGUGCUUCUUUUACCAAUUGUUCUCCCUCUUUGAUCAUAAAUUAUAGAGCCGAUACCCGUGAGUUCAGUAAUACUGUCAUAGUGAGUAUUAAAAACAAAAGUAAACUAGUUUCGGUUCAACAGAUUGUGGUUUUGGGAUUACCGGGGCCAUAGUUUUGAGGGAUGCUAUGGGGGUUGUUAGAGUUUGCUUGAAGAUGGUUAAGGAUUUGGGUACCAGUAUGCGAGGGAUUAGGGGUAAUUUCUUGGAAUAUCUUGGAAUAUCCAGUCGCAUCUGGCUUUCCAGACGAACCAAGAUAUGAUAGAGCAGAUUUCAGGCCAGUCACAUAGGGGAGUGCCAGUUUGAUUAGUGUAGAACCAUGAUUCACACCUGCUAGAGCAAGUCUGAUGAGAAACGGAUGCUGUGCCAAGUUUUACAGAUGAGAUCGACAUGGGAGAUGAAUUUAGAGAGGUGACUACUAAAUGGGAGUAAGUUGGAGUAUAAUUUCUAGGCGAAGUGUUGAAUUCUGGGAAUCGAUUUGGUGUUCCAGAUUUUUGUCGCCGUUUUAUCAAUAGGUUGAAGAUCUUUGUUAUCCAUAACCUGAUACAUGGAUUUAGGAGUGAAAACACCCUGAUCUGAGUGAUUUCAUCUCAAGGUAUCAGACCAACUAGUAUUAGGAGAGAUUCUAAGAACACUCCUAAUUUGAGUGGGAUUCAAGAAAGGGUUAAGAAGCUGAAUAUUCCAGA
This is a messenger RNA of Papaver somniferum (opium poppy), 3082 nucleotides long. Its product is annotated as aberrant root formation protein 4. The transcript is spliced from 14 exons. The coding region runs from base 267 to 1907 and encodes 546 amino acids. The record is from RefSeq and is a predicted model, not a curated record. Gene Ontology annotation, cellular component: cytoplasm. Gene Ontology annotation, molecular function: ubiquitin-protein transferase inhibitor activity. Lineage: Eukaryota; Viridiplantae; Streptophyta; Magnoliopsida; Ranunculales; Papaveraceae.